AUGGGGCGUCUACCAUAUUGUGCAGAGGACCGUGGUACGACGGGAAUCCUGGAAGAGCGGGUCGAAACAUCCUGGUUAUGGGUAGUACCCGGAAUGUGGAGAAUCACAAAAUUCGCCGGGAGAAUAUGGGAUAAGGCGUUUACAGCCGCUGCUUUGAAGUAUUUUCAGUCGAGAAUGAUGCGGCUGAUUGAUCGGCCGAUAGACCAUUGUAAGGGGGAAGACGGAAGUAUCAUCGACAUUAGUGGCAAUAUCGAUCAUUUGUCAUUCGAUAUAAUGGGUGCUCUCACUUUUGGAGAAGAUUUUGGCAUGAUCAAAGGCACGGAUAAAGGGUCCCUGGAGGUUCGUUCGUUUUACGACCAGAGAUUCGAAGCACGUUACCAGAGAGGUGCAGAGGUCCGGGGAGACAUUUUCCAGUAUCUGCUGCAGCCAGAUCCUAAGACGGGAACUCAAUUAAAGAAGCCCCAGAUCGCUGAAGAAGCCGUGGCUGUGGUCGUUGCUGGGAGUGACAUCAGCAGUAUCUGUAUGAUCUUUAUCUUCUACUACUUACUGAUGAAUCAGGAAACGUAUAAAACGCUGCAAGUCGAAGUCGAUACACUUUGGGAUGGCACUAGUGAGCUCGAUGGACAACAGUUGGUUCUAAUAGGAGCACCUUAUCUGAACGGAGUUAUAAACGAGUCCUUACGCCUUGCCGAGCUAGAUCCGAACGGAAAUCAACGUUCAACACUGAAGGGCGGCCCCAUGAUCAAUGGAAAGUAUAUUCCCGGGUCAACCCAGCUGAGCAUCCACAAGUGGACAAUACAGCGAGACGAAAGAAAUGUCACUAGAGCGUUAGAGUUCAUUCCGGAGAGAUGGAUCCAUGAAGAAAGAGAGAAAAUAGGUCUGAACAACCAUAAUACCAAAGGCUAUCUGCCUUUCGGCGCUGGGAUAUACAGCUGCGUUGGAAAGCCUUUGGCACUUCUUGAAAUACGUCUGUUCAUUGUGCGAUUUAUGAGAAAACUGGAGCUGGAGCCCGCUCUUGAUUAUGACCUAGGGCGAUAUCCGUUCGAGGUCGCGUCAGGCUUGACGCUCAUGAAAAAACCUUUGCCGGUUAUGGUAAAAAACCGGGCGGUAUAA
This is a messenger RNA of Exophiala oligosperma, 1113 nucleotides long. RefSeq lists its product as uncharacterized. Lineage: Eukaryota; Fungi; Ascomycota; Eurotiomycetes; Chaetothyriales; Herpotrichiellaceae. Bases 1 to 1113 code for a protein of 370 amino acids. Gene Ontology annotation, molecular function: heme binding; iron ion binding; monooxygenase activity. The record is from RefSeq and is a predicted model, not a curated record. The transcript has 2 exons.